UUGAGCGGGAUCCAAGACUCAAUUUUAUCAUCAUGUGAAAUACAUAAAUGAUAAAAAAAUAAUUCACGUUUAAACACAUUAAUAUGACGAAUAACGCGGUUGUAGAUUUAUUGGAUGAUAGYUCCCAAAGUUCUGUUGAACAUGAAAGAAAAGUUGUGUGUAAGGUUGAAAGCACGAUAAUUACACCACAAAAUCGUCCUCAACAAAAAGUAACUAAGAAGGCUGCAACAACAGUUGGUAAAAGAGCAUUGCAGCCCAUAGAAGAAACAAAAGUGGAUGUCACUCAAUUAACAGUUAUUCCAGACAAUAUACAAACUACGGCGAAGAAAAGGACCACAAAAUUCAAAGAUCCACCUGCAAGUCAAUUACGUAUUGAUAGUUAUUUCAAGAGUUGCUCUAAGUCAUACAAAAUUGAGACUCCUUCAGUAAAGGAGGAGAAGUUGUUUUUAACGGCGCCUGGAAGCAAAAUAACUAAAACUUCCCAAAGAGUUGGUAGAGCCAGAAAUAAAAAAAUUAAAGGGCGAAAACGUCUAUUCACAGAGGGAGACGAUGGCAGCACAACAUCGGUUUCAACACCCAGUGGCUUCUCGGGUAUGAUGUCAACUUCAAAAACAACCAAUCCCAAACGUUCUACCACUGCGAUUGGUACUUCCAAGAGAAAUGAUGCUUCAAAAACAACCGAUAUCAAACGCKGUACAUAUACGAAUGCUUCUUCCAAAAGGACGGAUACUUCAGAAAGAGACGAUGCUUCAAAAMGAGCUGAUCUGAAAUGCUCUUCUUCAUCGAAUGCCACUCUUAGCUCUACCAAACUGACCAAAAGAAAAGCGAAGCCUAAUUCAUUUCAAGAAUUAAUAGAUUUGUGUUCURAUGACGAUUUAGCUGAUAGCUUAGUAACUAAGAAAGCAUUUGUGGCAUCCGGAGAACGAAAUAAGUCUGCUGAUAAGAAAAUGUUUGCCGAUACAUGUGAGAUGCCGCGUUUAGGAAGUGAUUAUAUUAAAAACGACAUGCCCUUUGCAGCAAUGGUAUCUAUACCAAUGCAAGAAAUAUGCGAUAAAAACACCACAAAGAAUUUGAAGGAGGAUGUAGUUCACCACAGAGUUUCGCACUCGUCAAGUUGUUUGACUAAUAACACAUUGUUGCAAACAGAAAUGAAUACAACACAUCCAAAGUACACUGACUGCAAUUUGGAUAUAAAAACAGAAGAAAAUGUGAUACUCGUMAACAAAGACAAGACAUCGAACCAAACUAAAGAAAUAAAUAAUUUAAAGUUAACUAGUAAGAAAGCUUGUUCAAAUACUAUUAUAACUGACGAAAAAAAUGAUAUACAAAUAUCGCAUACUGAGACACCUUCCACUGGUAAAAGCAAACGAGUUCGGAAAUUCCGCAUUUGUCCGCCCUAUAAAAAAGUAGCUGGUACUACUUUUGCGGUUGAUGCUUUCCAGUAUGGACAGAUUUGUGGCAUUACACACUAUUUUCUUACACAUUUUCAUGCGGACCACUAUCAAGGUUUGACGCGCAAAUUCGAAAUGCCAUUGUAUGUGAGCCCAAUAACUGCGAAUUUGGUGCGCGCGUUGAUAUCAGUGGAAAAUAAGUAUAUAAACGAAAUAGAACUGAACAAACCUGUGAUGAUAAAUGAUGUUGAAGUCACUGCAAUCGAUGCAAAUCACUGUCCAGGUGCUGUUAUGUUUAUAUUUAAAUUGUCCACUGGUCGAUGUAUUUUACAUACUGGCGACUUUCGUGCCUCACCUGACAUGGAAUCGGAGCCGACAUUCUGGAAUAAUAACAUUGAUACAAUAUAUCUGGACACCACAUAUAUAGCACAUAAACAUAAUUUUGCUUCACAGUAUGAAAGUAUCGAUCGCGCUAAGAGAAUAAUAAGAGAAUUCCAUGAAAAKCGUCCAACAACACGUGUUUUGUAUGUUUGCGGCUCAUAUGUGAUUGGAAAAGAGCGUUUUUGGACUAAUAUAGCGCAAGAGUUUAAUUUGAAAGUAUGGACGGAGAAGAAUCGAUUGAAAGCUCUGCAAACAAUGGAUUUAGAUGAAGUGCGUGAUUUGUUGUCUGAUGAUCCACAUAAAGCAGAAAUGCAUGUGAUAUCGAUUGCAAAAGUCAGCUAUCAGUCGCUGGUCGAUUACUUUCGACCAUUUAAACAGCAAUAUGAUGCGAUGCUGGCAUUCCGACCAUCCGGCUGGGAGAAGAAUAGCAAACCACAACUGCGUGGUGAAAUAAAUGUCGUAGGCAUUGAGUACUCUGAACACUCGAGUCAUGCGGAGUUGGAACGAUUCGUAACAUAUCUAAAGCCCCGUGAGGUGAUCAGUACUGUGCCCGUGCGGCAGGGUAAUCCAUGCAUUACACCGAAGAUACCAGAAAAGUGGUACAAAUAUGAUAACCUUAAGAAGAGGCAACGCAAUUUCCAGCCUUCGAUUACCAGUUUUUUGAAAAUGCGUCCUCGUCAGCUGGUACAAAAUGUCGCUACCAAACGCACCACGAACUGUCUAACACCGACGAAAUCGCCAGAUUACAGGCUCAAUGAAAUAUCGCAACUGAGUGUACGUGCCAUGGCCACAUGCAUAGAGGUGCAACGAGAUAACAAGUACCAGGCGACUUCACAGAAAGUACCGGCGAUAGUAACUCUAUUUCCUGAGUCAGAAGCUUUAGAGGAUUGGAUGUUGUAGUUAAAUGUGAGAUGUGUUUUAUUGCUGUGCUGCUUGCUCUAUUCUGUGGUACUGCUAUAAAAGAAACUUUGUCAUUAGGUUAAGGUACUUUAGCUUAAAGUUUAACUUUUAUAUGAAAAUUUUUUUUAUGAAAUUAAAAAAUUUAAAUCUAUAAGAAUGA
Bactrocera latifrons is the source of this 2832-nucleotide messenger RNA. RefSeq lists its product as uncharacterized. Gene Ontology annotation, biological process: double-strand break repair via nonhomologous end joining; interstrand cross-link repair; protection from non-homologous end joining at telomere. The transcript has 4 exons. The record is from RefSeq and is a predicted model, not a curated record. NCBI's taxonomy places the organism in Eukaryota, Metazoa, Arthropoda, Insecta, Diptera, Tephritidae. Bases 84 to 2672 code for a protein of 862 amino acids. Gene Ontology annotation, molecular function: 5'-3' DNA exonuclease activity; damaged DNA binding.